Messenger RNA from Lactuca saligna, 2985 nucleotides. Lineage: Eukaryota; Viridiplantae; Streptophyta; Magnoliopsida; Asterales; Asteraceae. The record is from the annotation of a GenBank genome assembly.
AUGAUUCAAUAUCAGUUUUAUAAGUUGAAAUCUGUUCCAAUAAUAUAUUCACUCAAACCGACUUGCAUACCAAGUGACACUCAUUUCAAGCAAAGAUUAGAGGAUAAUGUUCUUGGUUCUGGAAAUGUGAAGAAGGGACUUCUGUUGACCCCUUUCCAUGAAGGUGAUGCACUUAUAUGGGGUGGGAGUUUAGCAGUUCCAGCUGGGUUUCAAAGUGAGUACAACUAUUAUGUAGUGGAUGAUGAGAGGAAUGUGUUGAGAUGGGAAGCUGGAAAUAAGAGGAAAUUGUUGCUUCCUGAUGGAGUUGAAAAUGGAAAAGUAGUGGAGCUUCAUGAUCUUUGGCAGAAUGGUAGUGAUAGUCUCCCUUCUAAAAGUGCAUUCAAGAAUGUCAUAUUUCGCACCAGUAGCAAAUUAGCUAUUGAGAAACCACUUGGCACAAUCAAGAAUAAACUGGAUCAAGAAGAUUUAGUGAUUGUCCAAUUCAAGAUAUGCUGUCCGAAUAUAGCUGAAGGAACAUCGGUAUAUGUAAUUGGCAGCUCAACUGAGCUUGGUAAAUGGAAGAACGGGAACUUCUCUCUAGAAUAUGGUUCGAAUAGGGAGCUCAUAGUUGACAUCUCAGCCAGUGGACCAAAUUACAUUGUCCUAUCAGAUGGCAUGAUGCGAGAAAUGCCAUGGCGUGGUGCUGGUGUGGCAAUCCCCAUGUUUUCAGUGAGGUCAGAGGAUGAUGUGGGAGUUGGAGAGUUUCUUGAUCUAAAACUAGUUGUUGACUGGGCUGUUGACUCUGGCUUCCAUUUACUCCAGCUUUUGCCCAUAAAUGAUACUUCCGUGCACAAGAUGUGGUGGGAUUCAUAUCCAUACAGCUCUCUGUCUGUAUUUGCAUUGCACCCGUUAUACCUCAGACUCCAGGCUCUUUCAAAAAAUAUGCCAGAUGACAUCAAUCAAGAGAUACAAACAGCCAUGAAAGAGCUUGAUGGGAAGCAUGUAGAUUAUGAGGCUACCAUGACUACAAAACUUUCAAUUGCUAAAAAGCUUUUUGAUUUGGAAAAAGAUUCAAUACUAAAUUCUACUUCCUUCAAGAAGUUCUUGUCAGAGAACGAGGAAUGGUUAAAACCGUAUGCAGCCUUUUGUUUCCUACGGGAUUUCUUUGAAACUUCAGACCACAGCCAAUGGGGCACAUUUAGUCAGUUUUCAAAAAAUAAGCUUGAAAAACUCGUGUCCAAGGACAGCUUCCAUUAUGACAUCAUAUCCUUCCAUUAUUACAUACAAUACCAUUUGCACCUACAAUUAUCAGAAGCAGCAGAAUAUGCAAAAGAGAAAGGAGUGGUCCUAAAAGGAGAUCUCCCAAUUGGGGUUGAUAGAAACAGUGUAGACACUUGGGUGAAUCCAAAUUUAUUCCGUAUGAACACCUCCACAGGGGCCCCACCGGAUUAUUUUGAUAAAAAUGGACAAAAUUGGGGGUUUCCAACUUACAAUUGGGAGGAAAUGUCUAAAGACAACUAUGCUUGGUGGCGUGCUCGUUUAUCACAGAUGGCAAAUUAUUUCACGGCCUACAGGAUAGAUCACAUUUUGGGUUUCUUUAGAAUCUGGGAGCUUCCAGAACAUGCAACUACAGGUCUAGUUGGAAAAUUUCGACCUUCUAUACCUCUUAGUCAGGAAGAGCUUGAAAAAGAGGGAAUAUGGGACUUCGACCGCUUAUGCAAACCCUACAUCCUUCAGGACUUUUUACAGGAAAAAUUUGGACCAUCUUGGAUAGUUUUAGCCUCUCAUUUCAUGAAUGAAUAUCAGAAAAGCCGUUAUGAGUUUAAGGACGAUUGCAACACAGAGAAAAAGAUUGUGGCGAAGCUUAAAUCACUAAUUGACAAGUCAUUGUUGCUGGAAAGUGAAGACAAGUUACGCCGUGGUCUUUUUGAUCUUCUUCAGAAUGUGGUGCUUAUUAGAGACCCCGAGGAUGCUACAAGUUUUUAUCCUCGUUUUAACCUGGAAGAUACAUCAAGUUUCAAGGAUUUGGAUGAACACAGCAAAAACAUUUUUAGAAGAUUGUAUUAUGAUUACUAUUUUAAUCGACAAGAGACUCUUUGGCGCCAAAAUGCUAUGAAGACUUUGCCUGCUCUUCUAAACUCAUCUGAUAUGCUAGCAUGUGGAGAAGAUCUAGGCCUAAUUCCUUCUUGUGUUCAUCCUGUUAUGCACGAGCUUGGAUUAAUCGGAUUACGUAUUCAACGCAUGCCAAGUGAAUCUGAUUUGGAGUUUGGUAUUCCUUCUCAAUAUGGGUAUAUGACGGUAUGUGCACCAUCAUGCCAUGAUUGUUCUACCUUACGUGCAUGGUGGGAAGAAGAUGAAGAUAGAAGACGUUCUUUUUUCAAAACCAUGGUGGGGUCCGACAGUUUGCCACCUAAGCAAUGUGUUCCGGAAAUAGUAUAUUUUGUGCUGCGUCAGCAUGUUGAAUCUCCAUCCAUGUGGGCGAUUUUCCCUCUACAGGAUUUAUUAGCCCUAAAAGAAGCGUACACAGCUCGCCCUGCAACAGAGGAAACGAUCAAUGAUCCCACAAAUCCUAAACAUUACUGGCGAUUCCGUGUUCAUGUGACAAUGGAAUCCCUGUUGAAAGACAAACAACUUACAACAGUGAUUAAAGAUCUUGUUCGCGGGAGUGCAAGAUCAUAUCCUGGUCAAGAAGAGGAGGCGAAUCUUGUGGUUGUUUCUGAGAAGCAACAAAUUAAAAACGAGGAGGAGAAGGAGAAGAUUCGUGUCACAAAUCAAGAUCCAAAAAUCACAAGCAUUGCAGUUCUGUAAGGUUUUAUUUUACAAGUUACGUAUGAUUCCAGGUGUUGUUUGACUUUGUUGACUUCUGGUGUGGAUCAUUGUUGCCAUAAGUGCAUGUAAAUCAAUGCAUUUACGGUUUUGUGUUUAUAAGAUGCAUAUCAAUCUGGGAUUCUGACACUUUAAAAGCAAAUGCUGCAAUAAAAAAAAUUCAUAUUUUUAGCUCAUACC